Xyrauchen texanus (razorback sucker) is the source of this 5110-nucleotide messenger RNA. Its product is annotated as NPC intracellular cholesterol transporter 1-like. The transcript is spliced from 25 exons. Gene Ontology annotation, molecular function: lipid carrier activity. NCBI's taxonomy places the organism in Eukaryota, Metazoa, Chordata, Actinopteri, Cypriniformes, Catostomidae. Gene Ontology annotation, cellular component: membrane. The record is from RefSeq and is a predicted model, not a curated record. Bases 10 to 3888 code for a protein of 1292 amino acids.
CGCCAACAGAUGAGAGUUACUCUAGAGAAGAGCUGUGGAGUCAGUGGAGCAAUGUUUCUGCUUUGGGGAAAACAAUUUUUCUGUCUUUUAGGGACCGUGAUUUUAUUAUCGCAGUGGGUGAAUGGCCAGCACUGUAUCUGGUAUGGUGAAUGUAGUAACUCCACUAAAGUCCAAGAGAAGAAGUACAACUGCAACUACACAGGGCCUCCUAAACCAUUACCUGACGAAGGACAGGAACUGCUACUGGAACUUUGUUCAAGUUAUGUGGAUGCGGAAAACAGCUUCUGCUGUGACACCCAGCAGCUCAAGACACUGAAAGGCAACAUCCAGAUCCCCCUUCAGUAUUUGUCCAGGUGUCCUGCAUGUUUCUUCAACUUCAUGACGCUGUUCUGUGAGCUCACCUGCAGUCCAAGACAGAGCCAGUUUCUCAAUGCAACCCAGUUCUCUCCAGACCCUGAACACAACAACACUAAUGUGUUUGAAGUGUCCUAUUACAUCGGCCAAACCUUUGCCAAUGCCAUGUAUAAUGCCUGCAGUGAUGUUCAGGCUCCAUCCAGCAAUGACAAAGCCCUCAAUCUGCUGUGUGGGAAAGACGCCACUGAGUGCACUCCUAACAACUGGAUCAAGUACAUGUUUGAUAUCAACAAUGGCCAGGUUCCUUUUGCCAUUGACCCUGUUUUCUCAGAUGUGCCUGUUGCGGGCAUGACUCCCAUGAACAAGACGACAUUUAGCUGCACAGAGUCUCUGGAUGAUGGCUUGGGGCCCUGCUCCUGUCAGGACUGCAGUCGAGCCUGUGGCCCCACACCCAUCCCACCUUCAAUCCCUCCACCCUGGACCAUCCUUGGCCUGGACGCCAUGACAGUCAUCAUGUGGUGUUCCUAUAUAAUCUUCCUCCUCAUAUUCUUUGGAGUCGUGCUAGGGGCAUGGUGUUACAGGAGGGCUAAAGUGACUUCAGAAUAUGGCCCAAUUCUAGACAGCAAUCAGCCCCUCUCCUUGAAUGGUGAUGGCACAGAGUUUUUAGAUGAAGCUACAUGCAGCGAGACGUUGGGUGAGCGUUUCGAGAAUGCUCUUCGCGUACUCUUCAGCAACUGGGGCUCGCUGUGUGUGCGUCAUCCCCUAACCGUGAUCCUGGCUAGCAUGGUGCUGGUGUUGGCCUGCUCUGCUGGACUGGCCUACAUGCGCAUCACCACCAACCCGGUGGAGCUGUGGUCGUCACCCAGCAGUAGGGCCAGGCAGGAGAAGGACUACUUUGAUCAGCACUUCGGACCCUUCUUCCGCACCGAGCAGCUUAUAAUCACCACCCCGUGGACUGAGCCCUACAUCUUUUCACCCACAUCUGGACCAGACAUCAGCUUCGCCCCUAUUCUGAACAUAUCACUACUCCAUCAGGUGUUGGAUCUCCAGACAGAAAUAUCUAAUCUGGCAGCUGAAUAUAAUGGAGAAAAUGUGACCUUGAAAGAUAUCUGUGUGUCUCCUUUGGCUCCUUACAAUGACAAUUGUACCAUCCUGAGUGUGUUAAACUAUUUCCAAAACAGCCACAAUGUUCUGGAUCAUGUAGAUAAGGAUGAGUUCCUUGUCUACUUUGACUACCACACUCAUUUUCUAUACUGCGUCAGUUCUCCCACGGCCCUGGAUGAUACAACCAAUUUACAUGACCCCUGCAUGGGUACAUAUGGAGGGCCAGUUUUCCCCUGGCUUGCUCUUGGGGGAUAUGAAGGCACUGCCUACAAUAAUGCCACAGCUCUAGUGAUCACCUUUCCUGUCAACAACUACCUGAAUGACACAGACAAAUUAGGAAAAGCCUUGGCAUGGGAAAAAGAGUUCAUCAAGUUCAUGAAGAACUACGACAACCCUAACUUAACCAUAUCAUUCAGCUCAGAGCGCAGCAUCGAGGAUGAGAUCGACCGUGAGAGCAACAGUGAUAUCAACACCAUUGUGGUCAGCUACAUCAUCAUGUUUGUGUACAUCUCACUGGCUCUGGGCCACAUUCAGAGUUGUCGGACACUGCUGGUGGACUCCAAGAUCUCUUUGGGUAUUGCUGGCAUUUUGAUUGUUUUGAGCUCUGUGGCCUGUUCACUGGGGAUCUUCAGCUACAUCGGCAUCCCCCUCACACUUAUUGUCAUUGAGGUCAUUCCCUUCCUCGUGCUGGCCGUAGGAGUUGACAACAUCUUCAUCAUCGUGCAGACCUACCAAAGAGAUGUGCGAAUGCCUGAGGAGGAACUUCAUCAGCAGAUUGGUCGUGUUCUCGGAGAUGUGGCUCCCAGCAUGUUCCUCUCUUCGUUCUCAGAGACUGUGGCUUUCUUUUUAGGUGCUCUUUCCACCAUGCCUGCAGUGAGGACAUUCUCUCUUUUCGCUGGUCUGGCCGUCUUCAUUGACUUCCUCCUGCAGAUCAGCUGCUUUGUGUCUCUGCUGGGACUAGACAUUAAGAGGCAAGAGUCAAAUCGUGUGGAUAUAUUGUGCUGUGUGAAGUUGCCAGAGGGACAGCAAGCAAAAUCUGAUGGAUGUCUGUUCUACUUCUUUAAGAAAAUAUUUGCUCCUUUUGUCUUGAUGGAUUGGGUGCGCCCCCUAGUGGUUGCUGUGUUUGUGGGUAUGCUCUCUUUUAGUAUAGCUGUUGUUAACAAAGUGGAGAUUGGACUCGAACAGACCCUGUCCAUGCCUGAUGACUCAUUUGUGCUGAAUUACUUUGGGAACCUGAGUGAGUAUCUGCACACGGGGCCACCAGUGUAUUUUGUGGUAGAAGACGGACAUGACUAUAAAACAACUGAGGGUCAGAACGCAGUAUGUGGUGGAGUGGGCUGCAACAACAACUCUCUCAUCCAGCAAAUUUAUACCGCCUCACUCUUGAGUAACUACACUAGGAUCAGUAAUGUUCCUUCGUCGUGGCUGGAUGACUACUUUGACUGGGUGAAGCCACAAUCAUCAUGCUGCAGAUAUUAUAACGCCACAGGAUCUUUCUGCAAUGCUUCAGUGGUGGAUAAGACCUGUGUUCACUGCAGACCUAUGAAUUCAAGUGGGAAACAGAGGCCCAAUGGAACAGAUUUCAUGCACUUCCUCCCCAUGUUUCUUUCAGACAACCCAAAUAUCAAGUGUGGAAAAGGUGGUCAUGCUGCAUACAGCAAUGCUGUGGCUCUCAAAGAGAACAAUACUGAUGUUGGGGCCACCUACUUCAUGAGCUAUCACACCAUCUUAAAAACCUCGUCUGACUACAUUGACGCCAUGAAGAUGGCACGAGAGCUCACUGACAACAUCACACAGGCAAUGAAGCUGCAGGACAAGAGUUACCAUGUCUUCCCUUACAGUAUAUUCUACGUCUUCUAUGAACAGUACCUUACCAUCAUCUAUGACACUGCCUUCAACCUGGGUAUGUCGCUGGUGGCCAUCUUUGUGGUGUCUGCAGUGCUUCUAGGCUUUGAGCUGUGGUCAGCAGUGCUCGUGUCCUUCACCAUCGCUAUGAUCCUUAUCAACAUGUUUGGAGUUAUGUGGCUGUGGAAUAUCAGCCUCAACGCUGUCUCUUUAGUCAACCUUGUAAUGAGUUGUGGCAUAUCAGUGGAGUUCUGCAGUCAUAUUGUGAGAGCUUUUUCUGUAAGCACCAAGAGCUCAAGAGUGGAGCGGGCAGAGGAGGCGCUGGCACACAUGGGCAGCUCUGUGUUCAGUGGCAUCACCCUCACUAAAUUUGGCGGCAUCUUGAUUCUUGCCCUCUCCAAAUCCCAGAUCUUCCAGAUUUUCUACUUCCGCAUGUAUCUUGCUAUAGUGCUUCUGGGAGCUGCUCAUGGCCUAAUUUUCCUGCCUGUGCUACUCAGUUAUGCAGGUCCAUCUGUUAAUAAAGCAAAAGUUAUGGCUGCUCACAACAGGCUUGUGGGUACAGAGAGGGAGCGACUCAUGUACUAACAGUUCUUUUGAAGCUAAAUGGCAAUUGACUUUGAGAGGAAACAACGGUUAAUUUUCACAUUCUAUGCAUUGUAACGCACUUCAACAAACUGACCUAAAUCAGGAACCCCCAAGAAUUUCUCUUCAAUAUGGACUCCUCUGUUCAUUUUUGUCCACACGGUCAUUCUUUACCCAAACCGAUCUAAACUCAAGGACUGGCUUGGAAGAUAAUUUCAACAUUAAAACCACGCAGUAAUUGACAUGGAGCAGGCUGCAGUCAUUUCUUCUAGUGUGCAAAAAAAAUGAAGUACAUACUGUUACCACAGAUUACACUGCAGCCACUGUGGUAAACCAUUCAAGCAAACAAGGGAGACAUAAGCAAGAAGAUAACUUUUUUUUUUUUUUUGUAUGGUUGAAGUCUGAAUGUGUAUGAGAAAUGUAAUUUGUAUUUAUUUAUGUGAAUCUCUUUCCUUUUUGUUGAUUUGUAAGCAUAUUUCAUAUAAUUAACAUCAAAAUAAUGAAGAAAAGUCAACUGAAAUCCCAACAAUGAGGCACUAUGGACAAUCUCUUGAUGAUUUAUUGUGAUGCUACGACAACAAUGAUGUUACACAAGCAGUUAGCAGUUUACUGCUAGCGCUACCUAAACUGUGUGGUUUUGAAGCAGUUUAACCACUUUAGUCUUAGAUAAUUAACAAAGUUGGGAAAAUGGGUUGCAACUGGGCAUGACUAAUAAACAUGAAGUAUUUUAAAUGUUUACUUCUAAAGCUGUGUUAUGGUGCAUUUAUUAGCAUUUAAAAGCUAAGAAAGGGAGAGCUAGCAUUAAUGUAGUCACCUACAUGAACAUUUUAGUAUUGUAGAUUGUUUGAACCACACAUACUUUGGCUCAGGAUUUGCCUGGUCAUCUCAAUUAUUAACAUGCACUCUAGCUUUAGACAGGCUGCUAAAUGGGUUUUGUACCUCCUAAAAAUGUGGUGAGGGUAACUCUAGGAUACCUAGUAUAUCCUAGAGUUUUUUUUAUGGGGAUGGUUGGUAUUUUGUGUUAUGUUGGGAUUGACAUGGAUUGUGGAUAUAUGAUUUUUCAGGGUAAUAUAAAAUGGGAUGGUGUUGGCAGCAUGGACCGUUAUUAAUAUAUAAAAUGGGAGCCACAAGUUGUAACUUUCCUCGAUGGAUAACAGUCUUUGAUUUGAAGAUGAUAUAUAUAUAUAUAUAUAUAUAUAUAAUGGAGAUACUAAUUUGUAAUAAA